AAGAAAACACCACCAACCAAACACUGCAAACAAACGAACCCACCACCCAAGAAGAAGAAAGGCAUAAUAAAACCACUCCUCAAACUCAUCUCUCUCUCUCUCUCUUCUAGACCCUUUCUGCAUAUACACACCGUAACAAUCGCUUCUGUUUUUCUCAUUUAUUGUGGGCUUUGACAGGAAUUUGGACGAUAAAGGACUUUUCUGGAGAUGGCUAGUAAUGCUGCUGCCUGUGCUGAGAGGGCAACAAGCGAUAUGCUGAUUGGUCCAGACUGGGCCAUUAACAUUGAGUUGUGCGAUGUUAUUAACAUGGAUCCUGGGCAAGCAAGGGACGCCUUGAAGAUACUCAAGAAGCGCCUAGGCAGUAAAAGUCCGAAGAUACAACUUCUGGCUCUUUUUGCAUUGGAGACUGUCAGCAAAAAUUGUGGCGAGAAUGUCUUUCAACAGAUCAUUGAGCGUGACAUCUUACACGAAAUGGUUAAGAUUGUGAAGAAGAAGCCAGACUUGAAUGUGAGGGAGAAAAUACUAAUUUUAAUAGAUACAUGGCAAGUAGCUUUUGGUGGACCAAGAGGAAGGUAUCCCCAGUACUAUGCAGCAUAUAAUGAACUGAAGUCUGCUGGAGUUGAAUUUCCACCCCGGGAAGAGAACAGUGUACCAUUGUUUACUCCACCACAAACCCAGCCAAUAAUUCAUCAUGCUUCAGCAUAUGAUGAUGCUGCUAUUCAAGCCUCUCUACAGUCUGAUGCUUCUGGCCUCAGCUUGUUAGAGAUCCAAAAUGCUCAGGGGCUAGCUGAUGUGUUAAAUGAUAUGCUUGGUGCUUUGGAUCGCCGUAAUCCUGAGGGUGUGAAGCAAGAAAUAAUAGUUGACCUUGUUGACCAGUGCCGUUCCUACCAAAAGCGUGUCAUGCUUCUUGUGAAUGAUACUGUAGAUGAGGAGCUUCUUUGUCAGGGAUUGGCAUUGAAUGAUAAUUUGCAGCGUGUAAUUCGUCUGCAUGACGAUAUUGCAAAAGGAACCUCUUCAGUAGGAGUUAGAGGAACUGAAACACCAGUUGUACCACUUGUGAAUGUGAACCAUGAAGAUGAAGAAUCUGAAGAUGAUUUUGCCCAGCUAGCUCAUAGGAAGCCAGCAAUUACAAAGACUGAACCAGUGCGGGUCAGUCCAGUUCUUCCCCCUCCACCCGCAUCAAAGAAGCCCAUUGCCACAGAGACUGGCAUGGUCGAUUAUCUCAGUGGUGAUGUCUACAAGUCUGAAGGAUCCCAUGAAACAUCAGAACCAACAUCCUUUUCAGUUCCAGAUUAUUCCAACAGAACUUCCGCCCCACCAUUGACGACUCCUACACACUCUUCCUCUCCCCCUCCCCCUCCUAGCCAUCUCGUUAAUCCCACUGCAUCAAUGCCUGAGUUCACUGGACGGCCUGUGUAUGAUGGACCAGCUCCCUCAAGCAAAUCUGCAGACCAGCUGCCUCCUGCUCCUUGGAAUACUCAGUCUUCUCCUGGCAGCCUUCCACCCCCACCUCAAAGGUAUAACCAGAGACAACAAUUUUUCGAGCAUCAAAGUUAUCCGGGUGGUGCGGGUCAUUCAAGUAGCGGGUCCAGUUCCUCUUAUGACAGUUUAGUGGGGCAGACUCAGAAUCUCUCUCUUAAUAGUCUUCCUACCCCAACCAAGCAAGCGAAACCUGAAGAUGCUCUUUUCAAAGAUCUGGUUGAUUUUGCAAAAGCCAAAUCUUCUUCUUCCUCUUCCACCAAACCCAAUCGCUCAUUUUGAGUGAUUUGAGUGUGCAUUGUGUUGGUACAGCUUAUGAAUAUUGUUUUUUUUUUUUUUUUUCAGGUUUUUCAUCAGAUUACGAGAUUACUUGUUAAAUAAUUGUUGUUAGGGACUUUGGCUUAUGGUUUGUCUACGAUGUUUAGCUGGAUUAUUUCUAGAUGACCUGUUAUUGCAUAUAUCCCAGUAUAUUGAUGUACCCUAUUUGUUCUAUUUA
Molecule: messenger RNA, 1975 nt
Organism: Alnus glutinosa
Lineage: Eukaryota; Viridiplantae; Streptophyta; Magnoliopsida; Fagales; Betulaceae
Product: TOM1-like protein 3
Exons: 10
Coding region: 208-1761 (517 amino acids)
Biological process (GO): protein transport to vacuole involved in ubiquitin-dependent protein catabolic process via the multivesicular body sorting pathway
Molecular function (GO): ubiquitin binding; phosphatidylinositol binding
Source: RefSeq, a predicted model, not a curated record